Messenger RNA from Cornus florida, 997 nucleotides. RefSeq lists its product as uncharacterized. The coding region runs from base 196 to 708 and encodes 170 amino acids. The transcript is spliced from 4 exons. The record is from RefSeq and is a predicted model, not a curated record. NCBI's taxonomy places the organism in Eukaryota, Viridiplantae, Streptophyta, Magnoliopsida, Cornales, Cornaceae.
GCAUUGGGCACUAGAGGGCCUCGAAAUUUGAGGCCCAUUGGGGAUGGUAAAAAAAAAAAAAUUAAGUUAGGGCAAGUUUUUCAGACGACACAAUCUGCUUCGACACUCCGCAGGACGCAGCCUCCGCUAUCUCCUCAGGCUCAGGUAACACCGUGACAAGUAUGAUGAGAUGAUUAAGCCACAUCCUUGGUAACCAUGCAUGGAGUUGGGCAGAUAUCUUCUCAAUUUCGUAGACAAUUGCAUACAUUAUCUCGUAAUGGUCCUAGCGAGACCUUGAAGAGGAGGGUUGCUGAAUUGGAGAAAAUCAGGAAAAGGUGGAAGCCUAAGCAAUUUUUUGUAGAAGUUCCAGAAUCAAAAGCAUUCCUUGACACUGCAACUACGCCUAUGAUUCUCACUGUUGUUGGAGGGGUGCUCUUUGCAAAGAUUCUGAUGAUGUUAGACGAGUCAAAAUCCCAAGAAACGAUCGAACGCAAAAUAAAGAAUGCUCCCGCUGGUCAGGGCACUGUCCGGAUGCUCACCCGUGAAGAGUGGGAGGAAAUAAAGGAUGUUCGGCCAAGAACUCCAUUUGAAUCUAAGCUUGCUCGUCCAAAUGCACGACUAAGAACUGGGGAAUCAUUGCACAUGGAGGAUUUGAAGGAUUGGACGAUUGAUGUGCUCAUAGAUGCACUCACUCGGGUUGAAGAAAGUGCUAAGAAUGGGUCCAAUUAAUCGGUGCUGUCACCUGCUAAAAAACAUAGCCUAAAUUGUGGUUCUGGUCCAUCAUCUACGCUGUUAAAAUUAACUGUGGCAUGAUUAAAUGCGUGUAUCGUCUUGAAAAUCUGUAUGUCUAUAUUUGAUUGUGUUGCAGCAUUUAUCUUAACAUCUGUCCUAAAUCAUGCUUACGAAGCCAUUGGCUUGCAGCUUGGAAUUAAAACUUUUUGACUGCCUAUUCUGCAAUUGGUUGGCUGGAAUCAGAAAUUCAUUGAGGAAUGAUACACAGAUAUGAUUUCUCUGCUAA